Molecule: messenger RNA, 723 nt
Organism: Oppia nitens
Lineage: Eukaryota; Metazoa; Arthropoda; Arachnida; Sarcoptiformes; Oppiidae
Product: astacin-like metalloprotease toxin 5
Exons: 4
Coding region: 1-723 (240 amino acids)
Biological process (GO): proteolysis
Molecular function (GO): zinc ion binding; metalloendopeptidase activity
Source: RefSeq, a predicted model, not a curated record
AUGACAACUAUUAUUAACGAUAUAAUUGGAGAAUCAAAUAAUUUCAUAACAUUUAAGCGACAAAAUAAUGGUCAACAAAAUCAACGAAAUCAAAGAAACCAACAAAAAUCCCGUAAAAAUUCCCGAAGCAGUCAACGGGCGUCCGGCACAACAACACCUCUCUGGCCUAAUGGUCUCGUCUACUAUCGUAUAGAUAACUCAUUGUCGAGUCAUCGACGGCUUAUACAAAAUGCUAUGAAAAACAUUGAGUCCCGUUCUUGUGUCAAAUUUCGACAGCGAACUAAUCAAAACAAUUACAUACAAUUUUUCAAAGGGGACGGAUGCUACUCGACAGUGGGCAAAGCGGGUGGCCGUCAAUAUCUAUCGCUGGGCACCGGAUGUCACGAUAUCGGGAGCGCAAUGCAUGAGAUACUACACGCACUGGGCUUCUAUCACGAGCACAUGAGAUCGGACAGGGAUCAGUUUAUUACUAUUCAUUGGAAUAAUAUAGAGAAUGGUAUGCAGGAUCAGUUCCAGAAGAUUUCGACAAAGAAAAACAAAAUUUACACAAAAUUUGAUUACAACUCUAUUAUGAUUUAUGGAAAUACAGCUUUCAGUAAAAAUGGCAAAAAUACUAUGACUGCCAAAGCAAAGGGCGUACGACUGAUUGAGUCUCACUUCAAGAGACACUUGAGUCCACUCGAUGUACAAACACUUAAUCUGAUGUAUAAAUGUAAUAAAUAA